This is a messenger RNA of Ilyonectria robusta, 684 nucleotides long. RefSeq lists its product as uncharacterized. Lineage: Eukaryota; Fungi; Ascomycota; Sordariomycetes; Hypocreales; Nectriaceae. The transcript is spliced from 3 exons. The record is from RefSeq and is a predicted model, not a curated record. The coding region runs from base 1 to 684 and encodes 227 amino acids.
AUGAAGUACUCCGUCGCUACCAUCGCCGCUCUGGCCACCGCCGUCACGGCCACUCCUCACCUUCUUAACACCGAUUACACUGUUGUCAUCGGUACUCCCUUCACCAUCGAGUUCGACGGCUGUGCCAAGGGUUGCACCAUUCUUCUCCAGAACGGCAACUCCAAGGACUUGAAGACGGUCGAGACCCUCACUGCCACUGCUACCGGUGGUUCUUUCACCUGGACCCCCAAGGAUCUUCCCACCGACACCUACGCCUACAAGAUCACCGAGAACGACACCGGUGACUUCAACUACAGCGGACAGUUCGAGAUCAAGGGUGACGUCGCUGCCACUACUUCUGCUGCCGAGUCCACCACGGCCGAGUCCACUUCCGCUGAGUCCACCGAGGCGGCCACUUCCACCAAGAAGGCCACCACCUUGUCCACCAAGGCUGUCUCCACCACCGAGGAGGCCACCACCAUCUCUACUCCCGCUUCCACCGCCCACAACAGCACUACCCCCGCCAGCACCAAGUCUGAGGCUUCUUCCACUGCCGAGUCUGCCUCCACUGGCACUGAGGCUUCCUCCACUGCUGCUUCGGCCACUUCCUCCUCCACUACUGUUCCCGACAGCGGUGCCACCCGCAUGACCUCUUCCAUUGCUCUGAUUGCCGGUGCUGUCAUGGCUAUGGUCUACCUUAACUAA